Apodemus sylvaticus (European woodmouse) is the source of this 1989-nucleotide messenger RNA. It is a transcript of the gene Gfi1b, whose product is annotated as growth factor independent 1B transcriptional repressor. Gene Ontology annotation, biological process: regulation of transcription by RNA polymerase II. Lineage: Eukaryota; Metazoa; Chordata; Mammalia; Rodentia; Muridae. The transcript is spliced from 8 exons. Gene Ontology annotation, cellular component: nucleus. The coding region runs from base 350 to 1441 and encodes 363 amino acids. Gene Ontology annotation, molecular function: DNA-binding transcription factor activity, RNA polymerase II-specific; RNA polymerase II cis-regulatory region sequence-specific DNA binding. The record is from RefSeq and is a predicted model, not a curated record.
UCAGGGAGGGGAACAGAAGAGGGGGAAAAACACAGAAACGAAAAGGAGAAGUGUCUGUUUGUGCAGAGACUCAUAAAGUUGACAGGGCCAAGAGCAGUCCCCAGGGACAGCGUGGAGGAUCACGGCUCUCAGGACUCGGGCAGAACUCUGAAGAGGGACAGCUCCCGGACUGUGGGGUCACCAGAGGAGCCCAAAUUGGUGUCUCCCUGAGCUGGAGCUGCCAUGUGCCAGGAACUCAGAAGGAAUUGGUAGCUCUGAUGAUCUUCUCAAAAAGAGUUCCUAGAAGCACCGGGGAGUCAGACACCCUCUCCUUAGGAAUUUACUGAAGGUGUGGAGCACACUCUGAAAAAUGCCCCGGUCCUUUCUAGUGAAGAGUAAGAAGGCUCACACCUACCACCAGCCCCGGGCACAGGGCGAUGACCUGGUCUGGUCUCCUGUCAUAAUUCCUGUGGCAAAAGAGCACACCCAGGGCGUCAGCGCUGUUCUCAGUACACCGCUCCCAAGCCAGAACGUGGCCUGGAACACAGUCAAACAGGAGCGGGAAAUGCUGCUGAACCAGAGCCUUCCCAAGAUGGCCGCAGCCCCAGAGGGGCCUCUUGGGACACCCCAGCCCCAGGAUGGGGAAUCGCCACUCUCCGAGUCACCCCCUUUCUACAAGCCCAGCUUCUCUUGGGAUACACUGGCCUCCUCCUACAGCCACAGCUACCAACAGCCCCCCUCCACCAUGCAGUCCGCCUUCCUGGAGCGCUCCGUAAGGCUGUACGGCAGCCCCCUCGUGCCCAGUACCGAGGCCUCCUUGGACUUCAGCCUCCGCUACUCUCCGGGCAUGGACACUUACCACUGUGUCAAGUGCAACAAGGUGUUCUCCACCCCUCACGGGUUAGAAGUGCACGUCCGCCGUUCUCACAGCGGAACCCGGCCCUUUGCCUGUGAUGUCUGUGGAAAAACCUUUGGCCACGCUGUGAGCUUGGAACAGCACACUCACGUCCAUUCCCAGGGCAUCCCAGCCGGGUCCAGUCCUGCGCCCAGCUUGGCUGUCCCGGGCCUCGAGGCCCCACCUGCACCUGACCCCCCAGGGCCUCGUUUCCUCCGGCAGGAGCGUAGCUUCGAGUGCCGGAUGUGUGGGAAAGCCUUCAAGCGCUCGUCCACCUUGUCCACCCACCUGCUCAUCCACUCCGACACGCGGCCCUACCCAUGCCAGUUCUGUGGGAAGCGCUUCCACCAGAAGUCGGACAUGAAGAAACACACCUACAUCCACACAGGCGAGAAGCCCCACAAGUGCCAGGUGUGUGGGAAGGCCUUCAGCCAAAGCUCCAACCUCAUCACGCACAGUCGCAAGCACACCGGCUUCAAGCCCUUCAGCUGUGAGCUGUGCACCAAGGGCUUCCAGCGCAAGGUGGACCUGCGACGUCACCGGGAGAGCCAACACAACCUCAAGUGAGACUAUGGGCUAGCCUGCCCCAGUGUGUCUCACCUGAAGGCCAGCCUCUCGAGUCCAAUCCUGAUCUCCAGUCCUAGAAGCAGCACUGCCUGUGAGCCUCUCUGCUUCUUUUGAGACUGGGUGACCUCAACCAAGCCAAGUUCCUUUUCUGACCGCAGCAAGGUGCAGGAGUCAGCUCGGGCCUUUCUGAGCUGAAGUACUCUCAUCUGCUGCCAGAGCACAGAAAGCUACAGACCCUUGGGAUGACCCAAAGAGGCAAGGGCCAGGAUCCACAGAGAAGUCUCUCGCUUGCUUCUCUGGGUCUGGUGACUGAAGUUUUUGGGAUUCUCUUUUCUGGCUGCCACAGUCAGAGUUGCCCCUGCCCUAGUGGUCUGGCACCCCUCUGCUUCGGCCAGACGUACUGGCUGUCCCCCCACUCCUGACCACAUCCAUCUGCCCACUGGGAGUCAGGCUCCACAGUGCACCCACGGCUGUAACACCAGCCAUCGGUGUAUCGGAAACCUGUUCCUGUCAGUCGACGUAAAUGUAAAUAAAGAUGAGUUUGUUUA